AUGUCUGCCAUGAAGAAACAGAAGCAAUGUGUUUCCAAGGAAGAGACUCGUAUCAUUUCUUCGACUACAUCAACGAAAGUAUCAGGAGAAAACUCUGGUCAGAUCCCAACGGAUAUCAUCCUCGACAUACUUUCGAGAGUGCCUGCCAAAUCCAUAGCGAGGUUUCGUUGUAUGUCUAAAGACUGGAGCGUCACUCUCCGCCGUCCAUAUUUCACGGAUCUGUUUCUGAAGAUGUCUUCUCUUCGUCCCUGUCUCCUUUUCACUUUCCAUGCAGAGGGUAAGUGGUCCUUUUUCUCAUCACCCGAGUCUCUGUUGAUUUCAGACCAGAAGUCCUCUCGUGUAGCUGUCGACUAUCUUAGUCAUGUCCCUAUAGAUUAUCCCAUUAGAGCUUGUGUCCCUGUCUGUGGGUUGUCGUGUACUAAAGAUGAGUGGGUUUUAAGCGGAAAGAAAGAUGCUAGGAUGAUGUUAUGUAACCCUAGCACAGGAGGUUUCACUGUUUUACCCAAAGUGAAAACUAGGAGGCGUAGGAUUUUGACCUAUUUGGGUUAUGACCCGGUAGAAAAAGUAUACAAGGUAUUGUGCAUGACAUCUUGUGAAAAGCCGUUUAGUCAAAAAGCUGAACAACAUCAGGUUCUCACAUUUGGAACGGGAAAAAUGAAUUGGAGAAUGAUUGAGUGUUCAGUACCUCACUGUCCUCGUUCUAUAGAUAAUGAGAUAUGCAUAAACGGAGUUUUAUACUAUUUAGCUGAUGGAAGUGGGUCUUUGGAAACCUCUAUGCCCAUGAUAGUUUGUUUUGACAUUAGGUCUGAGAAGUUUAAGUUUAUUGUUGAUGAAGCUUUCAAGGAUAUAGAACAUCUUUCAACUCUGAUAAACUACAAGGGAAAAUUAGGUAUACUCCAUCCUAAUGCAUCAGUUUUUUCGGAUGAAAGAGCUACUGGCUUCGUGUUGUGGGUCAUAGAUGAUAUUGAGAACCAUACAUGGAGUAAGAAUAUUAUCAUGCUUCCGUCUCUGUGGUGGGGUCUAGUUGCUGGGACUAGGUUUCAUAUUGUUGGGACUACCGGUGAUAGUGAAAUCAUGUUUUCUCCAAGCGUUGUGUCCAUCCCUUUCUACAUUUUCUGCUACAACAUGGAAACGAACUCUAUCAGAAGAGUUGAAAUCCAAGGAUUAGGACCCGUCAAUGGUCAAAAAAUUUACACAUACUUAAACCAUGUGGAGAAUGUGAAACUUCUUACAUAAGUUCUUUGAAUUUAAUUUGUAAAAGCUUCAUA
Molecule: messenger RNA, 1268 nt
Organism: Raphanus sativus (radish)
Lineage: Eukaryota; Viridiplantae; Streptophyta; Magnoliopsida; Brassicales; Brassicaceae
Product: F-box protein At3g49450-like
Exons: 1
Coding region: 1-1236 (411 amino acids)
Molecular function (GO): protein binding
Source: RefSeq, a predicted model, not a curated record